Euleptes europaea (tarantolino) is the source of this 1315-nucleotide messenger RNA. RefSeq names its product isocitrate dehydrogenase (NADP(+)) 2 (gene IDH2). The transcript is spliced from 11 exons. Bases 110 to 1312 code for a protein of 400 amino acids. Gene Ontology annotation, molecular function: isocitrate dehydrogenase (NADP+) activity; NAD binding; magnesium ion binding. The record is from RefSeq and is a predicted model, not a curated record. Gene Ontology annotation, cellular component: mitochondrion. NCBI's taxonomy places the organism in Eukaryota, Metazoa, Chordata, Lepidosauria, Squamata, Sphaerodactylidae. Gene Ontology annotation, biological process: isocitrate metabolic process.
GGCGGGGGUCCGCGCCCCCGCCGCGCUGCUCCCGCCGCUCAGCCCUGCUCGCCCGCCGCGGCGGCACUAUGCUGCUAAAAGGAUCAAGGUUGCCAACCCAGUGGUGGAGAUGGACGGCGAUGAAAUGACACGCAUCAUUUGGGCUUUCAUCAAGGAGAAGUUGAUCCUGCCCAAUGUGGAUGUUCAGCUGAAGUACUUUGACCUGGGCCUGCCCCAUCGGGACCAGACGGAUGACCAGGUCACCAUUGACUCCGCCCUGGCUACUCAGAAGUACAGUGUGGCCGUCAAGUGCGCCACCAUCACCCCCGAUGAGGCGCGAGUGGAAGAGUUCAAGCUGAAGAAAAUGUGGAAGAGUCCUAACGGCACUAUCAGGAAUAUCCUGGGCGGGACAGUCUUCAGAGAGCCAAUCAUCUGCAAGAACAUUCCUCGUCUGGUUCCAGGUUGGACGAAGCCUAUCACCAUUGGCAGACACGCCCAUGGCGACCAGUACAAAGCCACGGAUUUCGUUGUGGGCAAACCUGGGACAUUUAAGAUGGUUUUCACCCCCAAGGACGGCAGUGGAGUCCAGGAGUGGGAGGUGUACAACUUCCCGGGCGGGGGUGUCGGCAUGGGAAUGUACAACACUGACGAGUCCAUUUCAGGCUUUGCUCACAGCUGCUUCCAAUACGCCAUCCAGAAGAAGUGGCCCCUGUACCUGAGCACCAAGAACACCAUCCUCAAGGCCUACGACGGGCGCUUCAAAGACAUCUUCCAGGAGAUCUUUGACAAGCACUACAAGACCGAUUUUGACAAACUCCGGAUCUGGUACGAGCACCGGCUGAUCGAUGACAUGGUUGCCCAGGUGCUGAAGUCGGUGGGGGGCUUUGUGUGGGCUUGCAAGAACUAUGAUGGGGAUGUCCAGUCUGACAUCUUGGCCCAAGGAUUUGGCUCUCUGGGCUUGAUGGCUUCUGUCCUCGUCUGCCCAGACGGAAAGACCAUUGAAGCAGAGGCUGCUCACGGCACCGUCACACGCCAUUACCGGGAGUACCAGAAGGGCAACCCCACCAGCACCAACCCCAUUGCCAGCAUCUUUGCCUGGACCCGUGGCCUGGAGCACAGAGGCAAACUGGACAGCAAUCCCGAGCUCAUCAAGUUUGCUCAGACCGUGGAGAAGGUCUGCGUGGAGACGGUGGAGGCUGGGAUCAUGACCAAGGACUUGGCCGGUUGCAUCCACGGACUGAGCAAUGUGAAGCUGAACGAGCACUUUGUGAACACCACGGACUUCCUGGAUGCCAUCAGGAACAACCUGGACAAAGCCCUGGGCAAGCAGUAGGGG